This is a messenger RNA of Cylicostephanus goldi, 453 nucleotides long. The record is from the annotation of a GenBank genome assembly. NCBI's taxonomy places the organism in Eukaryota, Metazoa, Nematoda, Chromadorea, Rhabditida, Strongylidae.
AUGUCGCGAAGAUGGGAAACCAUUCGAUUCAAUUUGGAAGCAGCAGCGGCCAGUGCCGAAAAACGUCUUCCAAAACCGUAUUCGACACUAUCUGGCUGGACCGUUACUGGACAGUCAAUCAUCAAUACACCGCUUGAUCUGCCCUCGGAAGAACCGCAUAAAUGUCUUGCUAUGCUACAGAAAAUGAUCUCUGAACAUAAUCGCCACUUUAUCGAUUUGGCAGCUAAACAAGCUGAAUUGCAAGAAGCUACCGAGACUGGAGGAUUAGGUGGCCGUCCAGUGGCAGCGGAAUACGUCGAGCCACUGCGACUUCGUAUGUCGGCGCUGGCGGAGGAAGCGCCGCUGAAAUUGGCCACUUUGAAAGUGUUGCACGCACAUUACACUAUUUUAGCGUAUCUUUACGAUAUGGAAGUGAAAAUGAAAUUGUGGAGGUUGGUCUUAUGUCUGGAUUGA